GAGGGCGCGGGGAUAGGGGGGCGAGGGUGGAGAGAGGCGCUGUGAUUGGCGGAGCGAAGUUACAGGUAUAAAAUGCCCUGUUGCCGCCCGCAGCCAGACUUGCUCCUGAGCAUGGCGAUCGGAUCCUUCUUGCUGGGGCGGGUGAGAAGCAGGAGAGAAGAAGAGCGCGGCUCCAUGGCGAGUCUCUUGGCGGGAGGGAGCGGGGUCCCAAGCUGACCCUGUCCAAACACCCGGUCAACCCUUUCAGGUCAUCGACCGGCGCCUUCUGCCCCAAAGCUCUUUGGGGCGAAGGGAUGAAUCGAUCGGAGACCGUCGCAAGAAGAAUUAGCGAGGAAGAUAUAGCAGUGGCUGCGUUCACACAACCGGGGUAGCCAGGACGUUUGAGCUCUAACGUUGCCCGGUUGUCUCCCAAGGACCCCUCCCUCCUUCCAGGACCCCCGGAAGACACCGAGGGACCAGCGCUGUUUUUUCUCUCUUCUUCGCGGAUCCAAACAGGGCGGAGAAUUUUUUUAGCAGAGUUGGAUUUAUUUGCGGAUCCGGACGGGAGCCGAACCGGGGCAGAGCCUAAGCGACCCCCCCGGGGGGCGCGUGGUUGGAGGGCGAUGCCGCUGCACCGGAGGCUCCUUUUACUCUUGGGAGGGGUGCUGGGGUUCUUCGUGCCGGGGGACUUUUGCGGCUCUUUGUACUAUUCCUACCUGAAGGUAUCAGAGUCCAGCCAGGGGCUGCCCCAGUUCCUCUCCGUGAUCCACCUGAAUGAUACUCCCAUUGCUCGAUAUGACUUCCUCAACAAGAAGACAAUUCCUCUGGUGCCCUGGAUGAAGGAGGAGGAGAUGGUGAAGAUACCUGAGAGGAUAUUCAGAGGUGACCUGGAGUGGUUAUCAGCACGCAGCAACCAGACUGGAGGGCUUCACACCUGGCAGGUGAUUGUGGGCUGUGAGCUCAAGGAAGAUGGGACCAAAAGAGGAUUUUUGCACUAUGGCUACGAUGGGAUGGACGUCAUCAGCUUUGAUAAAGAGACCCUCAGAUGGGUGGUAUCUCAAUCCCAGGCACAGAAGGUCAAGGAGGAUUGGGAGAAGGCUCCACACUGGUCCCAGAAAAUUAAACACUUCCUGGAGAAGACCUGCAUUGAGUGGCUGCAGACAAACAUGUCCUACCAGAAGGAGGCUCUGAAGAAGACAGAGCCUCCGGUGGGGAAAUUGACUCGCAAGGUGGUGGAUGACAGCCUGGAGGUCCUCACAUGCCAGGCCUUUGGCUUCUACCCCAAGGAGAUCCUGGCCACUUGGAUGAAGAACGGAAAAGUCUGCGAGUAUGGGACCCUCCAUAGGAAUGUGGCCCCCAACUCAGACGGGACCUAUUACGUCUGGCUCAGCAUUGAGAUCAACCCCAAGGAGAGGGACCGUUUUCGGUGUCGCCUGGAGCACAAGGGCUUGCAGGAGCCCCUGGUCUUGGCAUGGGAAGAGAAAAAAGAUGUGAUGUUACUUGGUUUUCUGGCAGAUGUGAUGAUCAACAUCCCAGGAGCUCUGAUUCUCUUCCUGAUCUGCUACCGGCUGAACAAGAGGAAGAAACUCCAUCAGGCAAUGACAACUCACCUUGAUGACCUUUCUUUAGAAAAACUUUGUUCUUUCUCUACUUAUGUCACUGAAGAUGAGAUUCAAUCAGCGGCGAUGCUCCCAUCCAAAACAACACCAAAGGGUUGCUGUGUGCAGAAGACAGAGCUAAGGGAAGGAGAGAAAACACCUCUGAGGGCUUCUCCAGAUGCCAGUUCAGACAACGUGGAAGAGCCAACCCUGGAGACUUCAGAGGGGGGCCUAGAGGAACAUCUAGAAGAUGCCGAGGCCACCAAGCCAGGAAUGGAAGGGCUGGAGGAAGAAGUGAACCUCAGGGGUCCCUCAGAGAAACAAGCAGAUGAGCACCUGGCUGGAGAAGAAAGGGGAGAGACACAGAUGCAGCUGGAGGACUCACAGAUCCAUCCAGAAGCCCAGGAUGGAGAAGGAUUGCAGCUGCAGCUGAUCAGCAUGGAUGAUGAGAAACCGCCUCCUCCACUGUAGGACUGAAUGGAGGGAGGCACAAUGGAGGUCAGUGAGGUUACUCGCAAGGAGGCAGCCUCUUUCCUCAUAAGGCUCUAUACCAGCACAUGCCUACCUAGUCUAACAUUUCAACAAUGCAGCAUUAGAAACAACCACACAUUUUCCCUGCCAUGCAGGUACUGUAACCAUGUGACUGCUAUUCAUGUGACUUUGGAUCUGUGCUUCAUGUUGCCUCCGUUUGGACUUUGGACUUGCACUUUGGCUUGGAUUUGGGUGUGGAUUCUGAACCAUGCCUGAAUUUUUCACUGUGUGUGUGUGUGUGUGUGUGUGUGUGUGUGUGUGUGUGUGUGUAUUUGGGGACUUAUCCCUUUCCCUGGGCUCUCUGCAAUUUUCUGCCUAGGCUGCACAACCUCGGAUUCAGUGGAAUUUUGCAGGAGAUGUGAAUGGGACCUAGGAAACACUAUAAGGGGCUUCACCCUCAUUUUGUUUUGGACCUGAUCAGGGUCAAACUGAGAUCAUCUCCUGCCCUAAUUCCACCAAGGCCAAAUUAACCCUUUGACGGUGGCCAGGGAAGGUGCCAUUUCCUUUCGUUACUUUUAUUUUCCCCACUAAAAGCAAAGUGUAUGAUAUGAAUUUUGGCACUUAAUUUGAGAAUAUGAUAACGGCAAUAUAUUCGAUACAGAAAGCAAAAAGUAUAAUCAAUGGAGAAAAUACCCAAACGUUAAAUAUAGAGAAAGGAGUUUGACAAGGCUGUCCCCUAUCAUUUCUGCUCUUUAUACUUUCAUUAGAAGUAUUAUUAGAACGAAUUAGACAAAACCACAAAUAAAAGGAUUGAAAACCAGAAAUGAAGAAUAUAAACGGCAAGCAUUUGCAGAUGAUUUGGCCUUUAUCAUUGAAGAACCAUUAGAGAGAGGACAAGCAUUAAUUAAAGAAUUAG
This is a messenger RNA of Ahaetulla prasina, 2964 nucleotides long. Its product is annotated as major histocompatibility complex class I-related gene protein-like. Gene Ontology annotation, biological process: immune response. The record is from RefSeq and is a predicted model, not a curated record. Gene Ontology annotation, cellular component: external side of plasma membrane. The coding region runs from base 603 to 2048 and encodes 481 amino acids. Lineage: Eukaryota; Metazoa; Chordata; Lepidosauria; Squamata; Colubridae. The transcript is spliced from 7 exons.